AUGUGGUCCGAUACAUUUCUCAUCGUGUUUAUCUCGAUAUGUACAGCUUUGUUGGGAGAAGGGUUGACAUGGCUAUUAGUGUAUAGAACAGAAAAAUACCAAAAGCUCAAAGUGGAAAUUGAAAAAUCUAGUAAAAAACUUGAAAAACGCAAAGAAGCUCAUGGAGAUUCAGUAGAUAAACAACAAAAAAAAAAAAUUGAACGAGUCGAGGAAAAACUUAAAAUUAACAAUCGUGAUUUGUCAAUGGUAAAAAUGAAAUCAAUGUUUGCCAUAGGUUUUGCAUUUACAGCACUAUUAAGCAUGUUCAACAGCAUAUUUGAUGGACGUGUUGUAGCAAGAUUACCUUUCACACCAAUUCCCUGGGUACAAGGAUUGUCACAUAGAAACUUACCUGGUGAUAAUUAUACUGAAUGUUCAUUCAUAUUCUUGUAUAUAUUGUGUACUAUGUCAAUACGUCAAAAUAUUCAGAAGUUAUUAGGAUUCGCUCCAUCAAGAAUGGCUAAUAAACAAAGUGGUGGUAUAUUUGGUCCUCAAACUCAACAAUUUAAAUAAAAAUCUUUUAAUAGAGUAAUUCAAUUAUUUAUGU
Molecule: messenger RNA, 586 nt
Organism: Sipha flava (yellow sugarcane aphid)
Lineage: Eukaryota; Metazoa; Arthropoda; Insecta; Hemiptera; Aphididae
Product: calcium load-activated calcium channel
Exons: 5
Coding region: 1-552 (183 amino acids)
Biological process (GO): endoplasmic reticulum calcium ion homeostasis
Cellular component (GO): endoplasmic reticulum; cytoplasm; endoplasmic reticulum membrane
Molecular function (GO): calcium channel activity
Source: RefSeq, a predicted model, not a curated record